This is a messenger RNA of Salvelinus fontinalis (brook trout), 1270 nucleotides long. RefSeq names its product cAMP-regulated D2 protein-like. The record is from RefSeq and is a predicted model, not a curated record. The transcript has 5 exons. Lineage: Eukaryota; Metazoa; Chordata; Actinopteri; Salmoniformes; Salmonidae. The annotation marks the transcript as partial.
ACACAGGUGACCAUAUUUGGGGAGAGUGCAGGAGCCCAGUCAGUGAGCGUCCAUCUGAUGGUCCAGAGCAGUAAGCCCCUGUUCAAACAGGCUGUGUUCCAGAGCCUACCCUUCUCCAUCCCUCUCAAGACCAGACAUGAUGCCCUGAAGCUGGGGAGGGACUUUGCCAGACAGGCCAACUGCUCUGUGAGCGACAUCGUGUGCCUGCUGUCCCUCAGUCCUCAGGCUGUCCUCGCUGCCCAGAUGAAGUCAAGUUCCAAAGUGGUGAAUCCCUUCAAGUUCCUGGAGAUCUUUGAGACCUGGGGGCCCUACAUAGAUGGAGAGCUGAUCAAGGAGCAGGCUGUGACUGCCUUCCAGAAGGGCCACUGGCAGAAGGAAAAACCAGUCCUCCUUGGGACCACUUCAGAGGAGGGGGUGAUCUUUGUGUACGGGGUCUUCACCAAGCCUGUGUCUGCGGUGGAGUGCAUCGUCUACACCGCGGCCAUCUUCAAACAGCACGCCCUCAGGAUCCUACGCAAGUACCUGCCCCUGUACAGGGACGUUGACCGACGGGACAUGCUGGCUCAGAUUGUGACAGACUACGUCUUCCUUUGCCCCUCCCGCAAGGCAGCCCGGGCGGGCACCAAAGUGGGCAGUGCCGUGUGGAUGUACGUCUUCGACCAUGUGAUUUCGGACCACAGUGUGUGGUCCGGUCUGUCCUUCUGCUACGAGCAUGUGUGUCACGGCGCUGAGCUGCCCUUCCUCUUCGACACGGCCUCCGUGGCCAACUUCACGCUGGCCCCACCCGAGCGGCUGCUGUCCAAUCGGAUGCUGUGUUACUGGGGGACAUUCGCCCACACCGGGGACCCGGCCUCACGGAUGCGACAGAGCGGCUUCUGUAGACAGCAGCGCCUGCCGGCCUGGCCCCGCUACUCGGACACCAGCUCCUGGUUGGUCAUGAACUUCACUGUCCGCUCCCAUGCCCAGGUGGGCACCAGGGACCAUAUCUGUGACUUCUGGGACAAGCUGGGCAUCUAUUAGGGCAUAGGGGUGGGCAUGGGGCGGGCAAAGGUGUUGGUAUUGGUUAUGUAUGCAUACAUAGUGUGUUAUGUCACAUUUGGCAAUUCACCCUACAGUGGGAAUGGUUGUCACCCUGUACACACCAUUUAUAUAGUAUGACUUACACUUAGAGAGGAUUUGUGAAGCACUUAUGUAGUCCUUAUGAAGCCUUUAUGUAUGCUAUAUAAAGCCUUUAUGAGGUGUACUUUGUUUAAAGUGGGACCAAAGCUGA